UCUUACAGCUUCCGGCUCCCUGCUCCAUCCUCUUCCGGAUUCCCUAGCGUGACCGACGUUUCGUGUCUAUUUAGACUUAAAAAAUGCGUUACGUGGCCGCUUACCUCCUCGCUGCUCUCGGUGGAAACACCAGCCCCGGUGCAAAGGACAUCAAAGACAUCUUGGGUAGUGUGGGGAUUGAGGCCGAUGACGAACGCUUAAAUAAGGUCAUCAAUGAACUGAAUGGCAAAGACAUCAAUGAAGUCAUGAACUCAGGCCUCUCCAAGUUGGCCUCUGUGCCAGCAGGUGGCGCUGUGGCAGCGCCUGCCGCUGGUGCUGGUGCUGGCGCUGCCGCAGCUGGGGCUGCACCUGCUGCCGCGGAAGAGAAAAAGGAAGAGAAGAAAGAGGAAUCUGAAGAGUCAGACGAAGAUAUGGGCUUUGGUCUCUUUGAUUAAUCUGCCUUCUCUGGGUUUAAAAAGCAAUAAAAAUGUAAAAGGUUUACACAGAA
Molecule: messenger RNA, 487 nt
Organism: Cololabis saira (Pacific saury)
Lineage: Eukaryota; Metazoa; Chordata; Actinopteri; Beloniformes; Belonidae
Gene: rplp2a
Product: ribosomal protein, large P2
Exons: 5
Coding region: 84-434 (116 amino acids)
Biological process (GO): cytoplasmic translational elongation
Cellular component (GO): cytosolic large ribosomal subunit; ribosome
Molecular function (GO): structural constituent of ribosome
Source: RefSeq, a predicted model, not a curated record